Molecule: messenger RNA, 417 nt
Organism: Aureobasidium uvarum
Lineage: Eukaryota; Fungi; Ascomycota; Dothideomycetes; Dothideales; Saccotheciaceae
Source: the annotation of a GenBank genome assembly
AUGGCAUCAUCAAUCGCCAUAUUGGCAGCAAUGCUUUACGCCUCCACCGCAUUCUGCCACCCUCAACCCAUCAUCGAAAGCAGCCUUUCUCCAGCUAACCUUGCCGUCACUUGGUACCAAGCACCUCUGGCUUUCAGCGAAUCAAUUUCGACCGAGACAACCUGUGGUUGGGCUGUCUCCACAGGACAAUUGAACAUCACUCAGUGCUACACCUUGCACACAUAUGCUCUUGGACUGCAGCAGGAUGAGCAGCACUCGUGUGCUUUGAAAGUGUGGGAUGGCGUCUCCGAUUGCUCUGGGAAUGGAUCUUGGACUAUGCAUGCUAUACCCAGUGGUAGAGAUACCAGUUGUGUCAAGACUGGUGUUUUGGAUGGCGGCAACUUCCAGCAUAAGAGCUGUGUUCUGACAUGCUCUUAG